UCAAUUUCAGCAGCGUGCAUAUUCGCAUCGCACCAAGUCCUCUUCCUCCUCUUUCUCUCCUCGCCCCCGCACGACCUCCCCACCCCGAGAAGGCCGAGAUCUCUCUCCCGCUGCGGCGCGGCCAUGGCGGGGAGGGGCUACCAGGGCGGCGGCGGCGGCGUCACCGCCACCAUGGCGGUGGUCAGCACGCCCAGCCAGGAGCUGGCCCUCACCAACUGCGCAUACGUCUCCACCGCCGACAUCCGCCGCUUCCCCAACGCCCUCGCCCUCGUCGGCGACGUCCUCGUCUUCGCCCUACGUGCCCACGAUGCUGUUGCUGGGGGAAGCAUCGCCUUGAACGCCAUUCAGCGCCGGCAGGCGAAGGUUUCGGCUGGGGAUUCCAUCACUGUUAGCAGUUUUGCUCCUCCUGAUGGUUUCAAGCUGGCAUUGCUCACGUUAGAGCUAGAGUAUACCAAGGCAAGAUCCAACCGAGCUGAGGAUCUGGAUGCUGUCUUGCUUGCCCAACAACUCCGCAAGAGAUUUAUGGAUCAGGUCAUGACGACUGGGCAACGAGUGCCAUUCGAGUUUUAUGGAACAAACUACAUAUUCACUGUCAAUCAAGCUUUGCUAGAAGGUCAAGAGAGUUCCACGCCGUUGGACAGAGGAUUCCUUUCAAGUGAUACAUACAUCAUAUUUGAGGCUGGUCCUAAUUCAGGAAUUAAGGUCAUCAAUCAAAAAGAAGCAGCUAGCAGCAAGCUUUUCAAACAUAAAGAGUUUAACUUGGAAAAACUAGGAAUAGGUGGGUUAAGUAAUGAAUUCACAGACAUUUUCCGUAGGGCAUUUGCUUCAAGAGUGUUUCCUCCUCAUGUUGUUAACAAAUUGGGCAUCAAACACGUAAAGGGUAUGUUGCUGUAUGGGCCUCCUGGUACUGGCAAGACCCUCAUGGCCCGUCAGAUUGGAAAACUGUUGAACGGAAAAGAUCCCAAGAUUGUGAAUGGACCCGAAGUGUUGAGCAAAUUUGUUGGAGAAACGGAGAAGAAUGUAAGAGAUUUGUUUCUUGAUGCUGAAAAUGAACAGAAGGCACAAGGUGAUCAUAGUGACCUCCACGUUAUCAUUUUUGAUGAAAUUGAUGCUAUCUGCAAGUCUAGAGGAUCCAGCAGAGAUGGUACAGGGGUACAUGAUAGCAUUGUAAAUCAGCUUCUCACAAAGAUAGAUGGUGUUGAGGCUUUGAAUAACGUGCUGCUUAUUGGAAUGACCAAUCGUAAGGAUUUGCUUGACGAAGCUUUAUUGAGACCGGGACGACUGGAAGUUCAUAUUGAGAUAAACCUGCCAGAUGAGAAUGGCCGUUUGCAAAUUCUUCAAAUUCAUACAAGCAAGAUGAAAGAGAGCUCUUUCCUUUCUCCAGAUGUUAAUCUUCAAGAGCUAGCUGCAAGGACAAAGAACUACAGUGGAGCAGAGUUGGAAGGUGUUGUUAAAAGUGCAGUUUCAUUUGCUUUGAACCGGCAGAUAAGCAUGGAUGACCUCACUAAACCUUUGGAUGAGGAAAGUAUUAAGGUUACUAUGGAUGAUUUUGUGAAUGGACUUCAUGAAAUUACUCCCGCAUUUGGUGCUUCGACUGAUGACCUUGAAAGAUGCAGAUUACGUGGUAUUGUUGACUGUGGCAAGGCACAUAAGCACAUUUUUCAGAGAGCUAUGCUUCUUGUGGAGCAAGUUAAAGUUAGCAAAGGUAGCCCACUUGUGACCUGUCUCUUGGAAGGUCCUGCUGGAAGUGGCAAAUCGGCUUUGUCAGCCACUGUUGGCAUUGACAGUGAUUUUGCGUAUGUCAAGAUUAUAUCGGCAGAGACAAUGAUUGGUUUCAGUGAAAGCAGCAAGUGUGCACAGAUUUGCAAGGUUUUUGAGGAUGCUUACAAAUCUCAGUUAAGCAUCAUAAUUCUUGAUGACAUUGAAAGGUUACUGGAGUAUGUUGCCAUCGGACCACGUUUUUCAAAUUUGAUCUCACAAACUCUUAUGGUCCUCCUCAAAAGGGUUCCUCCUAAGGGCAAGAACUUGCUUGUUAUCGGAACAACAAGCGAGGUGGGAUUUCUAGAAUCCGUUGGUAUGUGUGAUGUGUUCUCGGUGACCUACCAUGUCCCCAAACUCAAGAAGGAGGAUGCCGCAAAGGUGUUACGACAUCUCAAUGUGUUCGAGGAAGGAGACAUUGAAUCAGCAGCAGAAGCGCUGGAUGAUAUGCCGAUCAAGAAGCUGUACAUGCUUGUUGAAAUGGCUGCACAGGGGCCAUCAGGGGGAAGCGCGGAGGCCGUUUAUUCCGGGGAGGAGAAGAUAGACCUCAACCAUUUCUUUAGCAUCUUGAGCGACAUCAUCCGCUACUGAUGGACACAUACGUCUGAGAAGGACCCUGCCUCCACUAUAGGAAUUUGCUUAAUCCAUUUCCCCCAGCUUGCUAUUUUCACAGGGUAGAGGAGAGUGGUUUGGUUUAACCGUGAGUAGCCUCUUUCGUUGUCACAUUUCAGCGGGAGUUGUCUUUUUGCUAUGCUUCUGUUGAUCUAAACAAUCUGUAUGCUGA
Molecule: messenger RNA, 2542 nt
Organism: Lolium perenne
Lineage: Eukaryota; Viridiplantae; Streptophyta; Magnoliopsida; Poales; Poaceae
Product: vesicle-fusing ATPase
Biological process (GO): SNARE complex disassembly; intra-Golgi vesicle-mediated transport; Golgi to plasma membrane protein transport
Cellular component (GO): Golgi stack
Molecular function (GO): ATP binding; ATP hydrolysis activity
Source: RefSeq, a predicted model, not a curated record